AUAAUAAUUGACCUGUAAUAGAUUCAGCUAGUAGUACUGAAGCAUUUUGCUCGGAGAGAGGACACAGUACCUCAUUGUAUUCUAGUACCGCGAACGUUUUAUUUUUCCGCGUAGACUGGUACUGUAAAGUGAAAUUUCUUUCUUUCUUUGUUGUGUCUUCAUUAUUUGAAUGAAAGACAAUUAAAAUCAUGACAAUUCGUGUGGAAAUUGACGAAAAUGGUGCUCCCUUUGUUACAAUUGGAGAUUAUUGUCUUCGAUUGGAAAUGGACGAACUUUCAGGAGAAUUUUUGGAAAGGGCCAAAACUGAACUUCUAGAAACUCCAGAAAGAAUCCAACAAGGACUGAAAGAAUUCAAGGAAUUGAUACAAGCCGAAGAAGGUCUAGAAUUGCCUUUAGACGACGAUAAAUUCCUCUUAAAAUUCCUAAGGCCGUUUAAAUGUAACGCCAAAGACGCUUUUAGAGUGAUGAGGAAGUUUUACCGAUUCAAAGUCAAACAUCCGAAAUAUGGAGGAAUUGGGCUGACGCCAGAGGGCGUCCGGCACGUUUUCGACGCUGAAGUUAUGAAAGUUUUGCCGUCCAGAAGUAAAACAGGUGGCAGGAUUAUGGUUAUAAAUGCAGGCACAAAAUGGAAACCCAAAGAUGUACCACUGGAAGACAUGUUUAGAUCGAUAAUGGUGGCGAUAGAAAUAGCGAUGAUGGAACCCAGAACCCAAGUAGGAGGCGUCAACGUUAUUAUCAGUUUGGAAGGUUUGUCGCUGAGUCACGUUUAUCAAUUUUCGCCCAAGAUGGCCAAGGAGAUCGUCGAUUGGGUUCAGGAAUGUGCCCCUGUAAGACUACGCGGAAUCCAUAUAAUAAAACAGCCCUACCUUUUCAGUGUAUUAUACGCAAUUUUCAAGCCCUUUUUGGGUGAAUAUUUGAAGAAAAGGUUGUUUUUCCAUGGAAACGAUUAUAAAAGCCUGUGCGAAAAAAUCGGUAAAGAAAACUUACCGAAACAAUAUCAGGGCGAGGCGAACAUUCCAGAAUAUUCCGGAUCGGUAUUUUCCGAAAUGUUGUUUUAUUAUCAGGACGAGUUUUUAGCUUUCCACGGAAACGGCUACGUGACCGAAAUAGAAAAAAACCUAAGCGAAAAGGAAUUGAAUGAAUAUACAGAAAUCAAGAAAAAACUACUGAUUAUUGAAAAACCCAGCGAUACUGUGAUCAAAUCGACUACUGGCUGAAUAAAUAAUUAGUUUCAAGUUAAUUAAGAAUUUUGUUAAUUAGGUAUAAUAGUUGAAAUAUUUAAAAUUAAUUUGUACAGAAAUUAUAAGUUGUAAUUAAUAAAAAUAAAUAGAUUUAGGUACAAAUGGGCAAAACCCUGUUGUAUUGUAAUAAGCCUCUGAUAUUAUUGAUAUAUUUUAACAGGAAGACAAGUUUAUUAAACUCCUAAGGCCUUAAACUCUUCAAGAAAACAUUAUAUAAAUUUAUUAUUUUGAAGUUUUUUUUUAACAAAAAUAAUUUUAAAGAAAAACUCACCAUUUGUCCAGAAUUUGCCUUUUGAUUUUCACAUUUAUUCCUCCUUCACCAAAGAAUCUCUGGAAAUAAAAGAGAAAACCUACCAUUGAAAAAACCAUAAUAGAAUCAAAAAUAAUAAAGAAAAUAAAUAAAAAAACAAUUUUCUAAUAUUUAUUGCGAGUCUUCAACACCAAUAAUAAUAAUUAUUAUUAUAUACAAAAAAUUACCUUAAACCUAAAGCUAAAAUACACAAAAAAAAAGGACAUAGAUACAUGAAACAAACAAAAAAGGCCCAACCUAGAAAAAUAUCACAAUAAUUUAAAUCAAGCAAGAAGAGUGAAUGUUGAAUUAAAUGCCAAUGAAAAUCUACGACUAGACAUUGCAUAAUAAUAAUUACUCAUCCGAAAAUGGCACAUAAAGCUUCAAUUUGUUUCUAUGUAAUUAAAUUAUUAAAAAUCACUUUAAUAUAAAGUGGAUUUUAGUGGUAACUAACUAGUCAAAAGUCUUUUUGUGUAAAUCCAUUUUAUUUAGUCUUUCUUCUUUGAUUUUUCCUUGAGGCUGUUUUCCCUACGGAUUUUCUCUUUUAGUUGGGCUGUUUUUAGGGUUGUCAUCAAUUGGGUGGAUUGAUACAGCCAAUU
Molecule: messenger RNA, 2129 nt
Organism: Ceutorhynchus assimilis (cabbage seed weevil)
Lineage: Eukaryota; Metazoa; Arthropoda; Insecta; Coleoptera; Curculionidae
Source: the annotation of a GenBank genome assembly